This is a messenger RNA of Cornus florida, 591 nucleotides long. Its product is annotated as classical arabinogalactan protein 9-like. The coding region runs from base 1 to 591 and encodes 196 amino acids. The transcript is spliced from 2 exons. NCBI's taxonomy places the organism in Eukaryota, Viridiplantae, Streptophyta, Magnoliopsida, Cornales, Cornaceae. The record is from RefSeq and is a predicted model, not a curated record.
AUGCAAGAUUGCUCCACCUCCAUUCAGGGAAUAGGGCUUGAACAGUGUUUGGAUCAAGGUAAUAGCAACUCCAACACCAUUGACAAUUGCUGCACAGCCCUCCAACACGCACUUGAAAUUGGAUUCAACUGCUUGUGCUUCCUACUAGCAUCCACCACUCCUCUCCUCACCACACCACUUGUAUUGCCCUUGUCCAAAUACUGUUACGUAACGCUACCUCCAUUAACUAAGUGUCGAGGUCUUGUACGUCCGGUGCCACCACUAAAGCCACCGGCAAGUCCAAUGCCAAUGCCAAUGCCAGUACUACUUCCACCAGAUAUUGUGAAGGAUGAUCAGCCGCAAACUUCUGCUCCGACUGGUUUGGUUGUGCCCACGCCACCACGAGAGGUCCAGAUUCCGGUGAAUUCCCCGACUCCAUCACAUGAAAAUUCUACCAUGGUUCCAUGGCAGCCACAUCUAAGCGCCAAUUCUGUUCCUGAUUUGAGCAGUGUGUUCACGAGUGGGAAUGUGACAUCACAUGGAGGACACAACACUAAGAUUUUGUUACAUUUGAGCUUCUUCCUCGCAGGAAUGUACUUUUUAUGCUUGUAG